Molecule: messenger RNA, 3039 nt
Organism: Cryptotermes secundus
Lineage: Eukaryota; Metazoa; Arthropoda; Insecta; Blattodea; Kalotermitidae
Exons: 12
Coding region: 1-2640 (879 amino acids)
Cellular component (GO): membrane
Molecular function (GO): glutamate-gated receptor activity
Source: RefSeq, a predicted model, not a curated record
AUGUUGCUUACGAAGUAUCUCGUAACGAGGCAGUUCUGGAUGGCUCCAACCAAGCCGCAACUGACGACUGAAGUUUCCUCAGCCACAUACUUCAAGCUAGGUAUCCUCCUAGAUUACGACUGUGAGACCAGCAAACAGGUGUUCUGGGAGAGUUCUUCCAGAAAUUUACUGACUUCGAGGUACAAGUGGCUCAUCUGGAGCGAAGAUCACUUCUCGUACGAUACACCAAUAGAGUACAACAUUGACAGUGACGUCACGUGGGCCACAUCAGUGGUACACAUGCGCAGGAUCAUCCUGCAUGACGUACACAAGACCAGCCGACUGGUUGUAACUCCUUCAGGAUACUGGGAUAAAAUUCAAGGUCUCGUAAAUUAUCUGAAGGACCAAAAAUACACACGCAGAAGAAAUCUGGAAGGGCUGAUACUUCAGGGGGCUAUUGUGGUGAAUGCUAUCCACAAGGACAUAACUGAAUCGCUCCUCGCCAGUCCUGACAGCAAGUACUCAGAUUCCAUGGCGAGGUACCACUAUGCAUUAUACUCACAUCUGCGCGACUGGUUCAACUUCAGGCUGUCCCUACAGGCUACCAACUCAUAUGGCUAUCCCACAAGAAAUGGCUCGUACGACGGACUUGUGGGGCUCUUGCAGAGAAGAGAAGUGCAGCUUGGAAUUUCUGCCGUCCGGAUAUGGCCUACACGUCUCGACGUUGUGGACUUCACAGCACCGACGUGGCUCUUUAAUUGUCUGGAAUUGUCCAAUUCGUCAUGUUCAGACACAGAAAUACACAACAAGCAGACGGCCUGGCGAAUAUUGCUCCUGUUUGCGCUGGUGCAAUCGCUGAUUGUGAACAACUAUUAUGGUGCCAGUUUGGUAUCAUCUCUGGUCGGACCAUCUCAGAAAACCAUUCGAACCGUUCGAGACAUCAUUGACAGCAACCUCAAAGUCGGCUAUGUGAAUGUCAGCUAUAACCGAGACUUUUUUAAGAGGAAUUCAAACCCCAUCGUGAAGGAGCUGUAUGCCAAGAAGGUGCACCCACACUCGCAGUCGCUACCAAACGAGUUCUCAAGGGAAGUGGCUGUCAAGAAGAUGAGGGACGAAGCUUUCGCCAUCCAAGGAGAGGCGAUCAGCCUGUAUCCACUAAUCGAGGACACCUUCAGCGAAAGACACAAAUGCGCUCUCUCUGAAGUGGAAGCGUUCACUUCUGAGAUAUUAUACACCAUCAUACAGAAAGGAUCACCCUACCGGAAACUAUUCACAUUUGGGUUCCGAGCGCUGUUGGAACGGGGCCUCAUGAAGCGGCAGUUGCAACUGUGGCGUGCAGUGCCUCCAAAGUGCUGCGGCGCCAGCGAAGUGCAAGAGGUGCAGCUAGAAGCUACGGCCUUUGCCCUCUUCCUGCUCGCUGCCGGAACCAUCCUGAGUCUCAUCGUUCUGUCUAUCGAGCGCAAACUUCAUGACAACAGAAGAAAACGGCACUGCAUUCCGGCAACUACCGGACAUCCUGAUAAAUUCCGGACAUCAAAACUAAGGGGACGCAGCAACACUCAUCAUGUCAAAUUACGGUUUCCCAGUCUUCAUGGUAACGUUCUGGAUAUUCAUGACAAUUGUGUUCGUCUUGUAUUACGGUCUAUUUUCUCUCCAGGAAGUGAUCAGCUCACCAGCAGCGGCCGAACAGCACGAAGUGAUACUAAGCCUGUGUUGGUGCAUGUUUUGUAUUACACUCCUCGUAGCAAUCACACUCACAUGUCACACGACUACGCAAGAAGCCAAUCUGUCGCUGAUUCUCGUUCGGAGAUGGAGUCCAAGUGGGUGACAUUCCGUAUUGUCCUUCUGUUCACCAUGGUGCAGGUGAUUCUGCUCAAUAACUACUAUGGCGGCGGCAUUGUGUCCUCUCUACUAUCCGAGCCAGCAAAAACCAUACGCACCAUCCAAGACCUGAUCGACUCCAAUCUUCAAGUCGGCUACGAGAAUGUCAGCCAUAACAGGGGAUUUUUCGAGCAAACCACUGAUCCUCUGGUGCGUACUCUGUAUAGAAAGAAGAUCUUUCCUCCAACACAGUCAAAUCCAAAUGCAUAUCGAGUGGACAUCGGUGUCAAGAAGAUGAAGGAGGAACCGUUUGUUUUCCAAGUAGAGCAAAUUCAAGCCUAUCCUCACAUCGACAACACGUUUACAGACUCUGAAAAGUGUGCCCUGACCGAAAUUCCGCUCUUCACAUCCAUGGCUGGACCCACGUUUGCCCUCGUCCGGAAGGGAUCGCCAUACAAGCACCUUUUGGCUUAUGGGUUACAACAGGUGUGGGAGAGAGGUCUGAUGAAGCAUGAAUGGCAGAAAUGGAGGCCACCCAAGCCCCGAUGUCUUCUGAAGAGGGAUGUGGUCAGUGUCGAAAUCAGGACCAUCUCUUUCGCGUUCUCUCUGUUCGCCUUCGGUCUCUCUGCAUCAGUUUUCAUUCUUAUCAUCGAGAGAAUUUACUAUGAAAGGAACUCUUUGAGGACAAAAAUUAUGAGAUCCAAAAGGACGCACGUUCCUUCUGAUGAUGCACCAACGAUUCGAACUGCGCUAAAGAAGACCGGCGCUGAAGAAACCUGCAAGUUUCCUCAACAAACCGCAUCAAAGAAGAAUUCCACCCGACAGAAUAUUAAGUUAUGAGUUCACAACAGCGUCCCUAUACUCGUAAUGUAGGACAGCUAACAUCAGCUAAGACUACUCAAUGCAUGGGCUGGUCAUAAGUCGACGGAGAAUUCGAUAGACGCUCAAGCUAUACAGAAAUCACCCCCCCCCCUGAUGAAACCAAAAAUGCAUUAUCGUCCAUACAAGAAUCAGACACAUCGUGGGAGCGCAAAUUCGUGAGGUAAAGGCUGUAAUCUUUUCGGACCAUUGGGCAACCACUUGUGCAUACCUGAGUAUUUGGGCAGGGCUUCGUCAGAUUGGCUCUGGUUAUGUUGUUAGGUUAGGUUAGGUUCUGUAACCACUUCACUGUCGCGCACUAGUUUUAGGUAUAAUUAGAAUCAUUAUUACAAAGCAAUUAAUUGACGGUAGUACGUAAUA